Naegleria gruberi is the source of this 1023-nucleotide messenger RNA. RefSeq lists its product as uncharacterized. The record is from RefSeq and is a predicted model, not a curated record. The coding region runs from base 1 to 1023 and encodes 340 amino acids. Gene Ontology annotation, molecular function: protein binding. NCBI's taxonomy places the organism in Eukaryota, Heterolobosea, Eutetramitea, Acrasida, Naegleriidae. The transcript has 2 exons.
AUGUCAUUCACUGCCUUUUACGCUUUCAAGCCAAACAAUUCAAAUACUACUCAACAGUUAAUUAUUGGUAGAGAAGAUGGUACACUUUCGUCUAUCACAUUAAAUGAUUCUGCUGCUUCCCAUGGCACACCUAUUCGAAACAAGAUUCAUGAAGGUAAAGUCUUGGGUAUCACCCACAGUGAUGACUAUCAAGUUGGUUUCUCAUGGACUGAGAGCGAAUUGGCCAUUUGGAAUUACGAAACUUUGACUAAACUUUACAGUAUCGCCAUGCAUGGAAUUCAAAGUAUCAAAUUCCAAUUUGGAACUGCUUUCGUCUUCCUUAAAGAUGCCACCUACAUUCGCUUUGAUUGGAAUGGCAGUGAAAUUGUCAAACUGAUUGAAGCUGUCAAAAUUUUCCCUGACAGCACCACCACUUGCACAAGUUUCAAUUUCAUGGUCGAAGGUGGCAAAGGUAAUAAGGUUUACAUGUUCUGCAAUGACUACCGAUUGAGAUCUGUUACUUUUAACAAGAUUGUCAAAAAGAGAGUGGUUGAAGAUCAUCUCUAUUCAUUUGACAAGUUUAAAGAAUUUGGAAUUCAUCAUGCUUUGGUUUCACAUGAUGCCAAUGUUGUGUUUAUUCAUGCAGAUGAGAAUACUCCUGAUUUUGUUAAUUGCAAGAAGAUUAAUGGGUCCAGAAAGGGAGAAUAUCACAACAUGUUCAUGUUCUUGAUGAGUGACGUUUCUCCAAUGUACAAUUUCAGAACUAUUCCAUCAUGUGAAAAAGUAUUGGAUAUGUUCAUGUCACCAAGUAGACACUUGUUAUUGGUUUUGACUAGUGACAAUAUUCACUACAUUAAUUUGGAUUCUGAAAAUUAUGGAUCUACAGCAAGACCUGAAUCAAUUUCCAAAUUCCAAGCAAUGAAACUUUCAAAUGAUGAAUCUGUGUUGUAUAUUCAAUGUCAAGAUGGUUCCAUUCUUCCAAUUGCUGAUCCAAAGAAGAAGAUUACUGACAGUCAAACAAUUAUUAAAUCUUUCAUGGAAUAA